Arthroderma uncinatum is the source of this 1359-nucleotide messenger RNA. RefSeq lists its product as uncharacterized. The record is from RefSeq and is a predicted model, not a curated record. The transcript is spliced from 2 exons. NCBI's taxonomy places the organism in Eukaryota, Fungi, Ascomycota, Eurotiomycetes, Onygenales, Arthrodermataceae. Bases 1 to 1359 code for a protein of 452 amino acids.
AUGAAGUCGGUUAUUGUCUGGUUGCCGUUGGCCACCGUGGCCCUUGGUGCUGCCAUUAAACGGGGCGAUAGCUAUGGAGGUGACUACAACAACUGUCACGGCGACGACUGUGGCAGCUGGCCCGGCAAGGGAGGUGAAUGGCCUGGCAAGGGAGGUGAAUGGCCCGGAAAAGGAGGUGAAUGGCCCGGCAAGCAUCCUCACUGGACGAAGACGCCUGAAUAUCCUUCUCCUCCUACUGAGUAUCCUUCUCCUACUGAGUACCCAUCUCCAACGGAGUAUCCAUCUCCAUCGGAAACGACUACGUGUGAGACUCCAGUGCCUACCUACUCUUCUCCCCCGGAGACUACUGAGUAUCCAUCGCCAACUUGGUCUACUGAGUACCCUUCUCCAACUGAGUCCACCGAGACUCCAGUGCCAACGUACCCUUCUCCAACUGAAUCCACGGAGACGCCAGUGCCAACUGAGUCCACUGAGACGCCAGUGCCAACCUACCCGUCUCCAACUGAAUCCACUGAGACGCCAGUGCCUACUUACCCGUCUCCAACUGAAUCCACGGAGACGCCAGUGCCAACUUACCCGUCGCCAACUGAAUCCACUGAGACGCCAGUGCCUACUUACCCGUCUCCAACUGAAUCCACCGAGACGCCAGUGCCAACUUACCCGUCGCCAACUGAAUCCACUGAGACGCCAGUGCCAACUUACCCGUCGCCAACUGAGUCCACCGAGACGCCAGUGCCAACCUACCCAUCUCCAACUGAGUCCACCGAGACGCCAGUGCCAACCUAUCCUACCUCAGGAACCGUGAACCCUACUGAGAGCACACCGGUGCCAACUUACCCGUCUCCAACUGAGUCUACCGAGACCCCAGUGCCAACCUAUCCUUCUCCAACAGGUUCGACUCUCACCAAUACCGUGACGGAGACAUACACCAGCAUUAGCUGCCCAGAGACUCCAGUCCCAACCGAGACUCCAGUUCCAACUGAGACUCCAGUUCCAACUGAGACGCCAGUUCCAACAGAGACGCCAGUUCCCACUGAGACGCCAGUUCCAACAGAGACGCCAGUUCCCACUGAGACGCCAGUUCCCACUGAGACUCCAGUUCCAACUGAGACUCCUGCUCCCACUGAGACUCCUGCUCCCACUGAGACUCCUGCUCCCACUGAGACUCCUGCUCCCACUGAGACUCCUGCUCCCACUGAGACUCCUGCUCCCACUGAGAGUCCUGCUCCCACUGAGACUCCAGCACCAACCAGCCCAACCCCAGUGCAACCACCAAUCUACACUGGUAUGGCUACCCGUACCAAGAACACCGGGCUCUCUGCCCUGAUGGCUAUCGGCGUUGCCAUGGUACUGGCAUGA